Messenger RNA from Oxyura jamaicensis (ruddy duck), 485 nucleotides. It is a transcript of the gene WDR46, whose product is annotated as WD repeat domain 46. The transcript is spliced from 4 exons. The record is from RefSeq and is a predicted model, not a curated record. Bases 124 to 378 code for a protein of 84 amino acids. Lineage: Eukaryota; Metazoa; Chordata; Aves; Anseriformes; Anatidae.
AACAACCCGUACCGCAGCCGCAAGCAGCGGCAGGAGUGGGAGGUGAAGGCGCUGCUGGAGAAGAUCCCCGCCGAGCUGAUCACGCUGGACCCGGGGCAGCUGCAGCGCGUGGACACGGCCACCAUGGAGCAGAAGCGAGCGGAGCGCGUCGAGCGCCUGGGUUUUGACCCCCAAGCCAAGGUCAAGUUCCAGCCACGGCGGCGGGCGAAGGGCGGCAGCUCGACGGGCAGCUUGGUGGGGCGAAAGUGGAAGGUGGCCCACCAGGAGCAGCGGGCUGUCAUCCGGCAGAGCGUGGAGCAGCGGCAGCAGCAGAAGCAGAGCAGGACGGGGCCCCCCCCGCCGCGCACGGCGCUCGACCGCUUCAAGAAGCAGGGCUAAGGACACUGCCCCCCCCCGUGGUGUCCCCAACGGCUCGGGGACAUCCCUGCGGGGCCGGGACGCCCCCAUGGGGCGCCCCCCUCGUUAUUAAAGCCUCUGUACCCUCA